Molecule: messenger RNA, 701 nt
Organism: Drosophila willistoni
Lineage: Eukaryota; Metazoa; Arthropoda; Insecta; Diptera; Drosophilidae
Gene: NC2beta
Product: protein Dr1
Exons: 1
Coding region: 136-675 (179 amino acids)
Biological process (GO): RNA polymerase II preinitiation complex assembly; chromatin remodeling; negative regulation of transcription by RNA polymerase II
Cellular component (GO): negative cofactor 2 complex
Molecular function (GO): TBP-class protein binding; general transcription initiation factor activity; core promoter sequence-specific DNA binding
Source: RefSeq, a predicted model, not a curated record
CCACCACUAGCAGCAAACGAGUUAUCGAUAGAUCCAGAGCGACUACCCUAAAUAGAAGCAUUUUCGUGCUCUCAUUCUCUUCUUUUCCAAUCAUUAAUUUAUUUUGUUUUGUUUACGUUUGCGAAUCGCUUGGCCAUGUCCAAUCCCCAGGAGGAUCUACUGCCACCCAACGCGGAAGACGAUGAACUGACUCUGCCACGUGCGAGCAUUAAUAAAAUCAUUAAAGAACUUGUACCCACAGUGCGAGUGGCAAAUGAAUCGCGAGAAUUAAUACUCAAUUGCUGUUCGGAAUUUAUACAUCUAAUUAGCUCGGAAGCCAACGACGUGUGUAAUCAAAGAAACAAAAAGACCAUCAAUGCCGAGCAUGUGCUAGAAGCCCUCGAACGUUUGGGUUUCCAUGAUUAUAAACAGGAAGCGGAAGCUGUGCUACACGAUUGCAAAGAGGUGGCCGCCAAGCGAAGACGUCAAAGCACAAGAUUGGAAAAUCUGGGAAUACCCGAAGAGGAACUCCUGAGGCAGCAACAAGAACUGUUUGCAAAGGCGCGUGAAGAACAGGCCAGGGAAGAGCAACAGCAAUGGAUGAGCAUGCAGGCGGCGGCGAUGAUCAAUCAGAGACAACCAGUGGCCAGUAGUAAGCGUAGUGAAGAUGACGACGAGGAUGAUGAUGAUUAUUAAUAUUUAAUAAAUAGAAUUCACAUGUA